Populus euphratica (Euphrates poplar) is the source of this 1182-nucleotide messenger RNA. RefSeq names its product receptor-like serine/threonine-protein kinase SD1-8. Gene Ontology annotation, cellular component: plasma membrane. NCBI's taxonomy places the organism in Eukaryota, Viridiplantae, Streptophyta, Magnoliopsida, Malpighiales, Salicaceae. Gene Ontology annotation, biological process: protein phosphorylation. The record is from RefSeq and is a predicted model, not a curated record. Bases 235 to 999 code for a protein of 254 amino acids. Gene Ontology annotation, molecular function: protein serine/threonine kinase activity; ATP binding. The transcript has 5 exons.
CACUGUUUGAUUUUUGUACAAUAGCAGCAGCUACCGGCAAUUUCUGUGACGAAAAUAAACUAGGAGAAGGUGGUUUUGGUUGUGUUCACAAGGCUAGUAGAAGGCCAAGAAGUAGCAGUCAAGAGGCUGUCGAAGAAGUCUGGUCAGGGAACAGAAGAAUUCAAGAAUGAGGUCAGCUUAAUUGCAAGGCUUCAACACAGAAAUCUUGUUCGACUGCUUGGUUGCAGCAUUGAGAUGGAUGAGAAGAUUCUUAUUUAUGAGUUCAUGGAAAACAGAAGCCUGGAUUCUGUUCUAUUCAAUAAGGCAAAAAGCUCUCUACUAAAUUGGCAGAGGCGCUUCAACAUCAUCUGUGGGACUGCUAGAGGACUUCUGUAUUUACAUCAGGAUUCCAGAUUUAGAAUUAUCCACAGGGAUCUCAAAGCAAGCAACAUUCUGCUUGACAGGGAAUGGACUCCAAAAAUAUCAGACUUUGGCAUGGCUAGAAUAUUUGGUGGAGACCAAACACAAGCAAACACCAGGAGGAUAGUGGGAACAUAUGGCUAUAUGUCUCCGGAAUAUGCAAUGGAUGGGCUAUUCUCAGUGAAAUCAGACGUUUUCAGCUUCGGAGUUCUAGUUUUGGAGAUUGUAUGUGGGGAAAAGAACAGGGGGUUUUAUCACUCAAACAGUGAACUUAACCUUCUUGGGAAUGUGUGGAGGCAGUGGAAAGAUGGGAAUGGAUUGGAAGUGUUAGAUAAAUCAGCUGGCAGUUCAUAUAGCCCUAGUGAAGUUUUGAGAUGUAUACAAGUAGGCCUUUUAUGUGUCCAAGAGCGAGCAGACGAUAGACCAACAAUGGCUUCUGUGGUGUUGAUGUUGAGCAGUGAAACUGCAUCAAUGCCCCAGCCCAAAACUCCUGGAUAUUGCCUUGGAAAGAAUCCAUUUGAAACUGAUUCCUCUUCAAGCAAACAAGAUGAAUCAUUCACUGUAAACCAAGUUACAGUUACAGUGCUAGAUGCUAGGUAAAAGAAACUGUAUAACUCUUCUAGCAUAUUUGUAUAUUCAUAGAUUUUGUUAUACCUCACCAGCUGUUGUGAUUUACAGUUUUUGUGUAUUGGUGCAUCUCCUUUUGAUAACAAGUGUGGGAUAUCCAUGUUUAAUUUAUAGUUUAUACAAGCUAUAAGCAACCUUGGAUAGGUUGUUUUGUCA